Zophobas morio is the source of this 1469-nucleotide messenger RNA. RefSeq names its product myrosinase 1-like. The record is from RefSeq and is a predicted model, not a curated record. The transcript has 6 exons. The coding region runs from base 1 to 1446 and encodes 481 amino acids. Gene Ontology annotation, molecular function: beta-glucosidase activity. Lineage: Eukaryota; Metazoa; Arthropoda; Insecta; Coleoptera; Tenebrionidae. Gene Ontology annotation, biological process: carbohydrate metabolic process.
AUGGAUUUAAGAAUUCUAGUGUUGUACUUGACCUGCGUCUUUUUUAAGAACUCUGCUUCUGUCGACAAUCGCACUUUCCCUGAAACCUUUAAAUUUGGAUCAGCAACCGCCUCUUACCAAGUUGAAGGUGCCUGGAAUGAAGACGGAAAAGGUGAAAAUAUUUGGGACCAUGUGUGCCACACGAAUCCAGAUUUUAUAGCUGAAGAUGAUAAUGGUGAUGUAGCUGCCGAUUCUUACCACAAGUAUAAAGAAGAUGUUGCGCUACUGAAAGAACUCGGAGCUCACUAUUACCGAUUUUCUAUUUCUUGGGCCAGAAUUGUCCCCAAAGGAAUAGCUGGCAGCCCCAUUAAUCAAGCUGGAAUUGAUUAUUACAAGAGACUUAUUCAAGAAUUGGUGGACAAUGGCAUCGAACCCAUGGUUACAAUGUACCACUGGGAUCUUCCACAAACAUUACAAGACAUUGGCGGCUGGCCCAACGCAGAACUAGUGGCACAUUUCGCUUAUUAUGCUAGAAUUUUGUUCGAAAAUUUCGGCGACAACGUCAAGCUCUGGUUGACUUUUAACGAACCUAAGCAGACAUGUUUGGAUGGUUAUGGUCUUGCAGGGAUGGCACCAGCUUAUGGGUCCAUUGGGAUUGCAGACUACAGGUGUACGCAUACCGUGAUUAAGGCACAUGCACGGGCUUACCGGCUAUUUGAGGAGGAAUUUAAAGCUGAACAACAAGGGAAAAUGGGUAUGGUUGUUGACACCGCUUGGUUUGAACCGGGCAGCGACAGCGAUCAAGACAAAGAAGCAGCCGAGAGAGCACUGCAGUUCACUUACGGAUGGUUUGCCAAUGCAAUUGUCAACGGUAAUUAUCCCCAAGUAAUGAUCGACCGAAUCGACGCAAGAAGCAAAGCACAAGGUUACACAAUAUCUAGGCUUCCUGAAUUCACGGAUGACGAACUAGAAUACAUUAAAGGCACUCACGAUUUUGUUGCCUUGAAUAUUUACGGAGCUGUCAAUGUAACAUGGAAGGAAGAAACUGAUGUCAAUGAUGUCGGAUACUGGAGUGACUUAAAUGUCAAUGAACAGGGUAUUGACGGACCAUGGGGAAUGAGAAAGGCUGUUAAUUGGUUGAGUAAAACUUACAACAAUCCCGAAAUCAUUAUUACUGAAAACGGUCUUGCUAGACCUAGAGGACUAGAUGAUGAUGACAGGAUAAAUUAUAUCAGAGAAUAUUUGAGUAGUCUACUAGAAGCUAUUUUGGAUGAUGGAGUACAUGUGACGCGAUACACUGCGUGGAGUUUAAUAGAUACUUUUGAAUGGAGAUCAGGUUACACUACCACACUUGGACUAUACGAAGUGGACUUUGACAACCCCGACAGACCAAGAACACCCAAAGCGUCUGCUGGUUAUUACGCUAAUGUUAUCAAAACCAGAUGUUUACUAGACGCAUGUGAAUAACAAAUAGAAGUUGUCCUGUCAAA